This is a messenger RNA of Closterium sp. Yama58-4, 5871 nucleotides long. The record is from the annotation of a GenBank genome assembly. Lineage: Eukaryota; Viridiplantae; Streptophyta; Zygnematophyceae; Desmidiales; Closteriaceae.
AUGGCCAGUCCUACUGUGCUUACCUUUGACGCUGAGGGUCGUCCUAUUAAGUUCGAUGUUUGGCUCGAUGACCUUCACCUCUACCUUCAGAUCACCGCCAAGGACGAUAUUUCUCUUUAUGACCACACGUCCGGCGCCGCUCCCGCUCGUGCUGCUGAUGCUGAUAGCACCUUGCGCUCGCAGUGGCAGACCCGUGACGCUCACGCUCGCCUAGCCGUUCGCAGCCACCUGCCGUUAGAUGAGCGCGAGCAUUUUGGCCAGCAUAAGACCGCCAAGGAACUGUACGACGCCGUAGUCGCGCGCUACUCCUCCCCUGCCACUGCUACUAUAGGCCGUCUCUCACUGCCCUACCUCUUUCCCGACCUGUCCGCCUUUGCCACUGUCGCUGACCUCAUCACCCACCUCCGUACCAGUGACCUCCGCUACCGUGCCGCGCUCCCCCCCGAUUUCCUCGCCAAGAACCCCCCCCCCCCCCCGAUGUACCUCACACUGUACCACCUUGUCACCCGCCUCCCUGACUCCCUUCGCACUGUCAGGGACCAGUUUCUCGCUCUCUCCCCCACUGACCUCACUGUCGACCUCCUCGAGAAGGAACUCCUAGCAGCUGAGAAGAGUAUUGUAGCUGUAGGUGCCUCUCGUGGUGACCCCCGCACCCCCUUCUUUGAAGGGUGCUCCCCCUCCCCCCUCCUCCCCUCCAUUGCAUCUGCUGCUGCUGUCGACUACCUCGGUGCUGAGGGAGUCGGGACUGCGUCUGCUCCCGGUGGGAGGCGCAAGAGCGGCAAGGGCAAGGGGGGCAAGGGUGGUGGAGGUGGAGGUGGGGGCGGCGGCGGUGGAGGGGGUGGGGUGGGCGGGGGUGGUGGCGGAAGUGGGAGUGGCGCGGGUGGUGGGGGGGUCAGUGGCGGCGCAGGGGGUGGUGGCGGCGGCGGCGGUGGUGGGGGUGGGGGUGGUGGAGGAGGUGGUGGCGGUAGUGGCGGUGGUGGAGCGGGUGGCGGGCGCGGUGGAGCGGUGCAGCGUGGGGGGUUCGGAGGUGGCCAGAGGCAGCCGCAGCAGCGUCCUGGCGAGACUCCCUCGCCCCAGCAGCUUCGUGAGUGGUACUCUCAGCGUGGGGGGUCUGGGGGUGGGGGCAUUUGCUCGUACGUCAUCUGCACAGGUGAUCGCGCUGGCCAGACUUGUGGGAGGUUCCACCCGACACAGCGCUGCUUCUCUCGCCUCGAUGACGCCUGGCGCGAGCAGUUCCCUGACGCCUCUGAGCUGCCUCGCUGGGCUGAUCUGCUUAGGAAGGGAAUUGAUAUCUUUGCUCUUGAUUAUGAUGCUAUCCUUGCUGCCAUGUAUGCAUUGACUAUUAGUGCUGAGGGUGACUGCUACCUGAGUGUGCCGCCUGACCCAGGUAUUGGUACUGGUAUGGCUGCUGCGCUAGUCCUUGAGCCACUCGCUCGGCCUGUUGCUGUCUCCCUUGCUGACCCCUCUGGGGGCCCGGUCCUUGCGACCUCCUCCACUGUCCUCCCUUGUCCUGCGGCCCCGUCUGGCACUUUGUCGGGUCUUUACCUCCCCUCGUUCUCUACGAACUUGGUGGCGGGCUCUGCUCUCCAGGACGGGGGUGUUCACCAGUUCACCCCUGCCUAUGAGCGAGUGACCCACUGUACGUGUGCUCGGACGGGUCGCCACCUGGCUACCUUCACUCGGCAGCCGGGGUCCGACCUGUACACACUGACCACUGAGCCCCCUCAGGUAGCUGCGUCUGCGUCUGCGUCAGGUCAGCUGUCGGCUCCCUGCUCGUGUCGCUCCCUGUCGCACCAGACCGUCCUCUGGCACCACCGCCUUGGUCACCCCUCCGUGCAGCGCCUUCGUGGCAUGCACUCCCGUUACCUUGUCUCUGGUCUUCCCAGAGUUCUCCCUCCCCUCCCACCCUCGCCUGCUCCUCCCUGUCUUCCCUGUGUCGAGGGGCGGCAGCGCGCCACCCCUCACUCCUCCUCGUUCCCUCCCACAGAGGCUCCUUUGCAGACUCUUCACCUGGACGUGUGGGGCCCAGCCCGCGUCCGGGGACAGGGCCACGAGCGGUACUUCCUGCUGGUCGUCGACGACUACUCGCGCUACACCACGGUCUUCCCCUUGCGCACCAAGGGUGAGGUCCCGGAUGUUUUGAUCCCUUGGAUCCGCGCUGCUCGUCUCCAGCUCCGCCAGCGGUUCCAGUCGGACUUUCCCGUCCUGCGUCUGCACUCUGACAGGGGUGGUGAGUUUUCCUCCGCCCUCCUGGCUGCCUACUGUGCGGAGCACGGCAUCCGCCAGACUUUCACGCUUCCGGACUCCCCACAGCAGAAUGGGGUUGCUGAGCGUCGCAUUGGUUUAGUCAUGGAGGUCGCUCGUACCUCCAUGAUCCAUGCGGCUGCCCCCCAUUUCCUGUGGCCGUUUGCAGUGCGGUACGCUGCGCAUCAGCUCAACCUUUGGCCCCGUGUCUCUGCUCCGGAGACCUCGCCCACACUGCGUUGGACGGGGGAGGUUGGCGAUGCGUCGGUGUUUCGAGUCUGGGGAUGCCGAGCCCUUGUUCGCGAUACGUCCGCGGACAAGCUCUCCUCCCGUGCCGUUCCCUGCGUCUUCCUUGGCUUUGUCCCUGACGCGCCUGGCUGGCAGUUUUACCACCCCACCUCGCGCCGUGUCUUUGCCUCUCAGGACGUCACCUUUGACGAGUCGGUACCCUUUUACCGUCUCUUCCCCUACCGCACUGCCCCCCUCCCUCCCCCGCCGCUUUUCCUCGCUCCAGGUCCCCCUCCGGUAGACCCCCUUCCCCCUCAGGGUCCUGCUCCUUCAGGUGUCUCUCAGGUAGACCCUCCUCCCGUCGCUGAGCCUGUCGAGGUCACAGGUGACUCAGGUGCUGCUGCGGGUGGUACUGCUGGGGGUGCUGAGCCUGGGGGUGCUGCCACUGGGGGUGCUGAGCCUGCGGGUGCUGGGCCUGGGGGUGCUGAGCCUGGGGGUGUUGACACUGGGGGUGCUGAGCCUGCGGGUGCGGAGCCUGGGGGUGCUGAGCCUGGGGGUGCUGAGCCUGGGGGUGUGGAGCCUGGGGGUGCUGAGCCUGAGGGUGCUGAGCCUGGGGGUGCUGAGCCUGGGUUUUCUGAGCCUGGGGGUGCUGAGUCUGGAGGUUCUGGCGCUGCUGGUGCUACCACUGGAGCUGGAGGUCCUGGAGCUGCUACGGACACUGGCGCUGCGGGUUCUGAGUCUGCUGUUGCGCGGUCUCCUUGGAGUAGCCGCCUUCGUACGCGUGUGCCUCUUACCUCCCAGCAGCUGCGCGACUGGUACGGUCGCCGUCAGCGUCGCGCUACUGUGGCUCGGGACCCUGCUCCUGGCGGUUCUUCCACUGACGUCACUGGAGCUGCGGGUGGUGCUGGUUUGUUGUCUCCUGAGGGUGCUCACGUCGCUGGUCCCGGAGGUGCUCGUACCGCUGGUACUCGAGCUGCUGGGGCUGGUGGUGUUGUGUUUGAGGGUCCUCCUCCUGGGGACGUUGCGACUGGGGGUGCUGGUUCUGGAGGCGCUGCGACUGGUGGAGACGGUCCUGGAGGAGUUGCUGCUGGGGGUGGUGGAGCUACUGGAGGUGCGGGAGCUGCUGUGGGUGCUGGAGCUGCUGGUGCUGGUGACACUACACAGCCGUGCCUGUUCUUUGCUCCGCCGUCUUCGUCGUCUCUGCCACCUCCUGACUCUGUCCUUCACCAGGUUCUUAGUCUUCCGUCUUCUACCGGUCUUCCCCUCCUGCCUGACUCACCGCUUCCUGCUCCUUCUCCUUACACUGAGCAGUCAGGAGGUCUUACUGAGCGUCGUGAGCCUGCGUCGCGUCCUGUCUCGCCAGUUCGCUCUGGACGCACCGUUCGUCGUGGUCCGCGUUCGCGGUCGCCGUCUGUCCCCCGCACGCGCCUUGUCGUUCGUCGUUCUUCCUCUGUUCCGCAGUCUGUUCCUCUGCCGUCCCCUCCUGAGUCGUCUUUGCCUCACGUUCCGGACCCUGAGUCUGACCGGUUUCGUGCUGAGCACCCUACUGUCACGCGUCUGUUAGCCACUGUUGUCACUGACCCGUCGUUUGAGUCUUCUGCUGCGUCUGCCUUGGUCGCUGAGCUAGUUGACUUUGCUGCUGCCUGUCGUCUAGACUACGCUGCUAGCCUUGUUGCUGAGUCUGAGUCUGUCUGUCCUCCGUCCGUCGGGGGUGAGUGUGCUCUUGACACGGACGUCCUUGAGGACAGGCACGAGGACCUUGAGUGUCUUGCAGCCGCUGCGCCUCAUCUCGUGGCCAUGCUGCUUGCCCCCGAGGGAGACCCGGAUGCUAUAGACAUCCCUACCCCGCGAUCUUACGCUGAGGCGAUCGCGGGUCCCUACUCCUCUCAGUGGCAGGCAGCCAUGGACGCAGAGAUGGCAUCCUGGAAGUCCACUGGCACUUACGUCGACGACGUUCCCCCUCCUGGGGCGAACAUCGUCAGUGGCAUGUGGAUUUUCAGGGUGAAGCGGCCGCCGGGUUCUCCGCCUGUCUUCAAGGCUCGUUACGUUGCUCGAGGCUUCAGUCAGCGAGAGGGAGUCGACUUCUUUCAGACCUUCUCCCCCACCCCGAAGAUGACCACUCUUCGGGUACUGCUGCACGUUGCCGCUCAGCGUGACUACGAGCUUCACUCUCUUGACUUCAGCACAGCUUUCUUGCAGGGCAGUCUGCACGAGGAGAUCUGGCUGCGCCGCCCUCCUGGCUUCACUGGGUCGUUUCCUCCUGGUACCCAGUGGAGCCUCCGCCGGCCGGUCUACGGUCUCCGCCAGGCACCACGUGAGUGGCACGACACACUGAGGACUACACUUACGGCUCUUGGGUUCGCGCCGUCUACUGCUGACCCGUCGCUGUUUCUGCGCACUGACACUUCGCUGCCGCCGUUCUACAUCCUCGUGUACGUCGACGACUUGGUCUUUGCCACUGCUGACACUGAGGCUCUCGCCCACGUGAAGUCCGAACUGCAGAAGAGACACACGUGCACAGACCUGGGCGAGCUGCGCAGCUACCUUGGCUUGCAGAUCACCCGGGACAGAACACGCCGCACCAUCACACUGACUCAGUCACACAUGGUGCAGCAGGUCCUUCAGCGCUUCGGCUUCACCUGGUCCUCAGCACAGGCCACUCCUCUGGCCAUAGGUCACUCGCUCUCAGCUCUGCCUUCGGAUGAGUCCGUAGAGCCGAGUGGUCCUUACCCAGAGCUAGUUGGUUGCCUCAUGUACCUGAUGACUUGCACUCGUCCUGACCUAGCGUACCCUCUUGGCCUUCUGGCCCGCUACGUGGCUCCUGGUAGGCACCGAAAGGUGCACUGGGAUGCUGCGAAGAGGGUAUUGCGCUACUUGUGCAGUACAUCGGGCAUGGGGCUCGUGCUUGGAGGAGGGAGCCCAGUUGUUCUCACUGGACACUCAGACGCUUCUUGGGUUGACGACCAGGCUACUCAGCGGUCGUCACAGGGUUACACCUUCAGUCUUGGCUCUGGCUCAGUUUCUUGGCGUUCUACACGUUCGUCUUCAGUUCUUAGCUCCAGUUGUGAGGCUGAGAUCUACGCUACAGCCAUGGCUGCUCAGGAGUUACGCUGGCUCACCUACCUGCUGACCGACCUGGGAGAGCGGCCUCGUUCUCCUCCAGUGCUGUACGUUGACAACAAGGCUGCCAUUGCCUUGUGUGAGGAGCACAGACUGGAGCACAUCGCUCUGCGGUACUUUCUGGCUCGAGAGUUGCAGCAGCGUGGUCAGCUUCGUCUGCGUUACGUGGCCACUCAGGCCAACACUGCUGAUAUAUUCACCAAGGCACUCCCGCCUAGUGAUCAUCAGCGCUUCUGCACUUUGUUGGGGCUUGUGCCCACUUUUCCUCACUUGCUGUAG